UUAUGUGAACAGAGUAGACACGAAGCAGAUCAACCAAUCAUCAGAAUGAGGGGACGGUCCCGAGUUUUUCUCCUCGCCUUGGUGCUCUUCCUCGCGCUGCAGGCGCCGGCGUCCGCAGGCACAAAGACUUAUGUGAUCGUCUUUGAUGGCUUACCAGCUUCUCCUUCUGGUUUGCUUGCUACAGUCGUCACCAGCUUUCAGUUACUGUACGUCUUGAGCCCCAUCCAAGUGAUCGUGGUGCAGAUCGAUGAGAGUUUCGUAGGAGUCAUCAAGCAGCUGCCCGGCGUGCUGGCCGUGAUCCCCGACGUCCUGCACAAGGUCCACACGACGCGUUCCUGGGAUUUCCUCGAGCUAGAGCGAAAUGGCGCGGCGACCGGUGCGUGGAAGGACGCCGCGAAGUACGGGGUGGACGCUAUCAUCGGCAACGUCGACACAGGUGUAUGGCCGGAAUCCGCGAGCUUCAAAGACGACGGCUAUUCAGUCCCGUCGAGGUGGCGCGGCAAGUGCAUCACUGGCAACGACACGACCUUCAAAUGCAACAACAAGCUGAUCGGCGCGGGGUUCUUCAACCUCGGCUUCCUAGCGUCGGGCUUGCUGCAGGGGAAGCCGCCAAGCCAGGCUGCAGAGCUGUACACGCCACGGGACUACAUCGGGCACGGCACGCACACGCUGUCCACCGCCGGCGGCGGGUUCGUGCCGGACGCCAGCGUGUUCGGCCAUGGGAAGGGCACGGCCAAGGGCGGCUCGCCGCUGGCGCGGGUCGCCGCCUACAAGGCGUGCUACGCCGAGGGCUGCUCCAGCUCGGACAUCCUCGCGGCCAUGGUCACGGCGGUGGAAGACGGCGUGAACGUGCUCUCGCUCUCCGUCGGCGGGCCGGCGGACGACUACCUGUCGGACCCGAUCGCCAUCGGCGCGUUCUACGCCGUCCAGAAGGGCGUCAUCGUCGUCUGCUCCGCCAGCAACUCCGGCCCGCAGCCGGGCUCGGUCACCAACGUGGCACCAUGGAUACUUACGGUCGGCGCGAGCACCAUGGACAGGGACUUCCCGGCUUAUGUCACCUUCGGCGGCGUCACGAGCAGCAUGACCAUCAAGGGGCAAAGUCUGUCAAACAGCACUCUGCCUCAAGGGCAACGGUACGCGAUGAUCAACGCGAAGAACGCCAACGCCGCAAACGUACCGAGCGAGAACUCGACGUUGUGCUUCCCUGGCUCCCUGGACAGCGACAAGGUGCGCGGCAAGAUAGUUGUCUGCACCAGAGGGGUGAACGCCAGAGUUGAGAAGGGGCUGGUGGUGAAGCAGGCCGGCGGCGUUGGCAUGGUGCUCUGCAACUACGCCGGCAACGGGGAGGAUGUCAUCGCGGACCCGCACCUCAUCGCGGCGGCUCACGUCUCCUACUCCCAGUGCAUCAACCUCUUUAACUACCUCGGGUCAACAGACAACCCGGUCGGUUACAUCACUGCAUCGGAUGCCAGGCUUGGCGUAAAGCCAGCGCCUGUGAUGGCAGCCUUCUCUUCCCGUGGGCCAAACCCGAUAACUCCCCAGAUUCUCAAGCCUGACAUCACCGCGCCAGGAGUCAGCGUCAUCGCGGCUUACAGCGAGGCGGUUUCGCCGACGGAACUCUCUUUCGACGACCGCCGUGUCCCCUACAACAUAAUGUCCGGCACCUCCAUGUCGUGCCCUCACGUGUCGGGCAUCGUCGGCCUGAUCAAGACCAAGUACCCCGACUGGACCCCCGCGAUGAUCAAGUCGGCGAUCAUGACCACAGCGAUCACCGGGGACAACGACAGCGGCAAGAUCCGGGACGAGACCGGCGCGGCCGCGACGCCGUUCGCCUACGGGUCGGGGCACGUGAGGUCCGUGCAGGCGCUGGACCCGGGCCUCGUGUACGACACCACGUCGGCCGACUACGCCGACUUCCUCUGCGCCCUGAGGCCCACCCAGAACCCUCUCCCGCUCCCGGUGUUCGGCGACGACGGCAAGCCGCGCGCGUGCAGCCAGGGCGCGCAGUACGGCCGCCCCGAGGACCUCAACUACCCGUCCAUCGCCGUGCCGUGCCUGUCCGGCUCCGCGACGGUGCGGCGCCGGGUGAAGAACGUCGGCGCGGCGCCGUGCCGGUACGCGGUCAGCGUCACCGAGGCGCUGGCGGGGGUGAAGGUCACGGUGUAUCCGCCCGAGCUCAGCUUCGAGUCCUACGGGGAGGAGAGGGAGUUCACGGUGAGGCUGGAGGUGCAAGACGCCGCGGCGGCCGCCAACUACGUGUUCGGAAGCAUCGAGUGGUCGGAGGAGUCGGAGUCGGACCCGGACCGGAAGCAUCGCGUGCGGAGCCCCAUCGUUGCCAAGACGACCUGCGGGUAGCACGGACGGGGUCGAUUCUUUUCGAGUCAGAACUGGAAACUGAAUAACUGUUGGUGUUGUCACGCCAAGGUCCACAAGUCGUUAGGGCUAACUGCCUAAAUCCUAAUGGCAGGAGACUUGGUUAGAGAGGAGAGGAUCGAUUUCGUUUUAUCUGGCAGAUAGAUGUGAGCUAUCGAAUCCAGAUAUUUGUUCUGAUUCCGACGGUCAAGUUGUUUUUGUGCUACUCGAAUAGUGUAAUGCAUCAAUCUUCAUCUUGUUACGAUAAUUAUAUACUUCUCGUCGGGCCGGCGAAGCGCCGGCCGAAAUAUAUAAUUACGAUAAUUAUAUACUUGUUCGUUCUUUUCUGCCAGAGAUGUGUCGCUACAUUUCUCCAUGGAAAUCAGUCAAACUUUGAACUGUAUAAUUUAUACUGUGUUUUAUGCUGUAGUGUUGCUUGGUUUCUCUUUUUUGCCUCUUCACGGA
This is a messenger RNA of Oryza sativa Japonica Group (Japanese rice), 2817 nucleotides long. Its product is annotated as subtilisin-like protease SBT5.4. The record is from RefSeq and is a predicted model, not a curated record. Lineage: Eukaryota; Viridiplantae; Streptophyta; Magnoliopsida; Poales; Poaceae. Gene Ontology annotation, biological process: proteolysis. Gene Ontology annotation, molecular function: serine-type endopeptidase activity.